This is a messenger RNA of Fonsecaea erecta, 1590 nucleotides long. RefSeq names its product dolichyl pyrophosphate Glc1Man9GlcNAc2 alpha-1,3-glucosyltransferase. Bases 1 to 1590 code for a protein of 529 amino acids. The record is from RefSeq and is a predicted model, not a curated record. Gene Ontology annotation, molecular function: dolichyl pyrophosphate Glc1Man9GlcNAc2 alpha-1,3-glucosyltransferase activity. Gene Ontology annotation, cellular component: endoplasmic reticulum membrane. Gene Ontology annotation, biological process: protein N-linked glycosylation. NCBI's taxonomy places the organism in Eukaryota, Fungi, Ascomycota, Eurotiomycetes, Chaetothyriales, Herpotrichiellaceae. The transcript is spliced from 4 exons.
AUGGCGUCUGCGGUGUCGACAACCUUGAGCCAGUUGCGCGACAAUACCCCUAUUAUCCCCGAGCAGAGGGCACCAGCCAAAAAGCCUGGGCAUGAUCAAUGGCCGUCCUUAUUUCAGACAGCCGUCGUGGCUACUGCUUUAAAGAUUCUCCUGUUUCCAGCCUAUCGAUCAACAGACUUUGAAGUGCAUCGUAAUUGGCUGGCUAUCACUCAUUCAUUGCCUGUCAAAAGAUGGUACUACGAGACUACCUCAGAGUGGACAUUGGACUAUCCCCCGGCAUUUGCACUGUUCGAAUGGCUUCUGUCCCAGCCUGCUGCCCUAGUCGACGCUGGAAUGGUGCAGGUUCAAAACCUGAACUAUACUUCCUGGGCCACCAUAUGUUUCCAGCGAAGUUCUGUCAUCAUCACAGAGCUGCUGCUCGUCUACGCUUUGCACAAGUAUAUGGAGUCCUCACCUGCCUCGACACGUCGCCAAAGUCAUGCUGUGGCCCUUUCGAUCCUGCUAUCCCCGGGGUUCUUGAUCAUUGACCACAUCCAUUUCCAAUACAAUGGUUUUCUCUACGGUAUCUUGAUUCUGUCCAUCGUCUUUGCACGAAAAGAGUCGACGUUGCUUUUCAGUGGGGUCUUGUUCGCCCUGCUUUUAUGCUUUAAGCACAUCUACCUUUACCUGGCACCCGCGUAUUUUGUCUACCUCCUCCGGAGCUACUGUCUGAACCCGAAGAACAUGUUUCAGCCCCAAUUCGCCAACACCUUCAAACUCGGAGCAAGCAUUAUAGGCAUUUUUGGAAUGGCGUUCGGACCGUUUGCGGCAUGGGGUCAGCUCGACCAACUCAAAAGUCGCCUGUUUCCAUUUGCACGAGGACUUUGCCACGCAUAUUGGGCACCCAAUGCCUGGGCGAUUUACUCGUUCGUGGACCGGGUCCUGAUACUGGGUGCGCCCUACCUGGGCUUGAGGGUUGAUCAAAAUGCUGUGAACAGUGUUACUCGGGGCUUAGUUGGAGACACUUCGUUCGCGGUCUUGCCAGAUAUCACAGCUCGACACUGUUUCGGACUGACGUUGGCCUUCCAGACCAUUGCGUUGACCAAAUUGUGGGUCACACCCAGCUGGGAGACGUUCGUUGGAGCUCUCACCCUCUGUGGGUACGCGUCCUUCUUGUUUGGCUGGCAUGUCCACGAGAAGGCCAUUCUGCUGGUCAUCAUUCCUUUCAGUCUGUUGGCUGUCAAAGACCGAUCAUACCUGGCGAGCUUCCGGCCUUUGGCAGUAGCUGGGCACGUGUCUCUAUUUCCGCUUCUGUUCACCGCUGCCGAGUUCCCGGUUAAAGUGGCCUAUACGAUAACCUGGCUGAUGAUCUUCCUGUAUGCCUUUGGCCAAUUGGCACCAGCUCCCACUCGGAGGCGAGUUUUCUUGUUGGAUCGGUUUGCUCUCCUUUAUAUUGCAAUAUCGGUCCCCCUGAUGGCGUACUGUUCAUUGCUGCAUCAGAUGGUAUUUGGGGAGAGGUACGAAUUUAUGCCCCUGAUGUUCAUUAGCACAUAUUCGGCAAUCGGAGUGCUAGGCUCAUGGCUUGGGUUCAUGGUCUGCUACUUGUCUUGA